CAAAAUGGCUGGAGAGAAACAGUUAUGAGGAUCGACGGUUUUCCCAGGUAUUUGUCCAAAAUGAGCCCGUCUGUUGCCUGAAGGUGCUUCCUCCACGCACUUGGGGAUCCAGGGGGAGAGAGGAGAGGGGGGGGACAGGACCACAUCCCGGGCACCACCCUGAAAGAGGCAGAGCAAGGGAGGGAUCAUCCAAUCGUUGGUAGGCGUUGAGCCCAGCCCUUCAGAUGAAGAGCCUUCAGUUCCGGAGCAUUGCCCCCAAGGCCCCGGCCGUGGUGCCCUCCCCCUCACCUGCGGUCCUGUCCUGCCAGCCUCCCUCCGCCCUCCCAGAGGCUACCACCGCCUCGAGCCCCAAGUCCAUUAUUGUGCCCGCCCAAAACUAUGCACUGAUGCAAAUUGCAGGUCAGGAUGGCACUUUCUCUCUGGUUGCGUUGCCCCCUUCUGUCUCCUCUCAGACACCACAGCCACAACAGCCACAAACCCAGUCCAUUCAAAGGAACCUCAAGUUGCCCAUUCCAAGAUACCAGCCAGCCAGGAGCAAGGGGACUGCAGAUAAGGUCAAAUCACCACCGCUUGCUGCAAAGAUGAAAACAGCCUCCAAGACAGCACAGACAACAGUGAGUGGUUUAUCGAAAGUGAUUAAAACGAAAGAACGGGAGACCAAGCACACAAAGGAAACCCUAGUGCCCAAAGAGGAACCCUCGGAGCAGGUGAUUCUGAUUGAUCCAGCCUCCUCGGAUAUCUCUGUCACCGCUUUACUCCCAGACAACGCUGUCCUCUACCCGGGUUCACAGUUAGAGCGAGCACCUGAUGGCUCUGAACGACCUGCUACAACUGGCCUUAUACAAAACCUUCAGUACUCUCCUGCUGCUGUCAAGACCUCCCCAUGUAAAUCUCCAGAGGAAAGCAAGACUAUAGUGCGGCUCUGUCAAUCUAAACCCACAGCAGCUCAACCCCAGAGUAGUAUCACGGUGCUGUCCCCAGCCAUCUUCAGCAAAGCAGUCCAGAUUAUCCCUUCCCCUCCUAAAGGUAAACUGCCCAUUCUGCCCUACUCUAAGAUGAAGAGCACCCUCAUUCCAGCAGCCAAGCUCAAUCUGUCCCCAGAGAAAAAAGCUUUCUCCAGCCAGGCAGGACUCCCCAGUCCCAUGGAUCCUACAUCCAAGACCCUUGAGACUGCAGAGGCCUUGGGUCAAAACCCAGUGCCAAACUCCACUCUCAUGCCUCACAACAAGACCACACUUAUGCCUGUGUUGGGAACCCUCCAGAAACCAUCUGGCAAGAAGAGAGGAAGGAAGAGGAAGACAAUGGAAGACAUCUUGGCAUUUGAAGCCAGAAAGAAGCGGUCCUUGUCUUUCUUCCGUAGAAGGGUCCAAGAGAAACCACCAGCUGUUGUUUCAGGUUCCAAACAAAAGGAAGUCGAUAUUUCAAAGAAGUAUCGUAGCAUCCGACCCAAGCCCAUGUUGGUCAUGGAGACAGUUCCACAACUGGUUAGUUUGCCUGCCAUCACCCCAGAUGGUCAAGAACAGGAGCUUGUACUUGGUCAUCAACUCCCCACCACUACCACAUCAAAGGCCAUGGACUGUCCUCAGCCAGCCCCAGUCACACUCCACCUGAGAGGUGCCACCCACCCCAGAGUAUUCGUUGGCAGCCGUCCCAUUCACCGCUGCCCCACCUGCAGCCGCUGUUUCCAGUUCAAGCAUCACCUUCAGAGCCACAUGAACAGUCACACCAACAGUCGGCCAUAUGUGUGCCCCGUCUGCCGUAAAGCUUACGCCCACUCUGGCAGCCUGAGCACCCACAUGAAGCUCCAUCACUCUGAGGUACGCCCACGGCGCUCUCUAGGCUGUGAGUUCUGUGAGAAGGCCUUCGGAUAUGUGGGCGUUUACUUCAGUCACCUGAGAGAGGUCCACAAAGUGGUGCUGACUGUGGAGCCGUCAAUUAGCCAUCAUGAGGAUGAUGUGUCUGUAGAAGGGGCCAACUUACCAGAAACCUCAGAAGAGCAGGAUCGUGAAGAUCCCGUAGAGCUGCAGAUCAAAUGCGGUCGCUGCCAGGCCAUCACUCCAACAUUCGCUGACAUGAAGAUGCACCUGCUCUAUGUUCAUGGUGAGGAGGUACAGGUCAAACUCCAAGAUGGCCAGCCAGUACGAGAUGGUCGUUCAGCUGAGGAUGAGCUCGUGAAGCACGCCGCACACUACUGGCGGCAGCUCAACGAGAAACGCAACCUGGUCAAGUGCGGCAACUGCGAUGAGGAGUUCUUCUCCUUCUCCAAGCUAAAGAGGCACAUCAUGUCCCACCACUGUGGAAGGGAGGGGGAGGACAGCGGGUCCCUGUCGUCACCAGAUAGCAGUAGAGGCCUUGGAGUCCUUGCAGCGGGGUCAUCCUUCAACUGCGUGCUUUGCAGCGAGGUGUUAGACACAAAAGAGGGGGUUAUGGGGCACUGGAGGAGUCACCACCACUGUGAGCAGCCUGGUCUGCUGUGGGAUGCCCUGAGCUCAUACUCGGGCCAGGAGGAGGCUGAAGCAGAGGGGGACUUGGACACUCCUGCUCCAAGUCCACACUAUCCAGCCUAACCCUUGGAUGGGCAGGGGGUCCCCUGUGGGACCUCCUAUCACACACUCAGAGUUAACAAUCAGCAGCACAGGGAUGAAGAGUUUCCCUUAUGAUUCUAGCACUGGUUUCUUCUUUCACCAAGUCAGAAAGUGGAGUCACUCCAGCAGAAAUAAAAACAUACAUUAACAUGGUAAAAAUCAAACUCAGUGCUACAUUUUAUAAGGGAUGUUCUCUUUAGGUCACAGAAUUCAUUUUAUAAACAUUAUUUUCACAUAGUUUUAUUUGCACUGUUUUGUUUUGUUUGGUUUCUGUUGUAUUUAAUGUCCAGUUGGUUUAUUUUUCUACUUCUUAUUUAAAUGUUAUUAAAAGGGUAAUUUAUCACCAAGCUGACACAUGAAAACUUUUUGUCAAGUAUCUCCUGUGGUAUAAAGCCAUGCAGAAAUGUCGCUGUUUGUGCUUGGUUUAGUUUAGACCCCUUUUUGAUAUUUUUGCCUCUACGUGAUUUAAAAGAAUCCAACUAUCCAAUAGCCUGGUUAUUAGAUGAAGUAAUGGUCAACCGGGCAGGUAGUUGCUCAAAAAAUUAAGUUGGAAUACAUCUGGAUUUACCUACAACUUAGCUAAACGGUAGUCUUAUACCAUGUCCAAACUGUACGUGACAUGUGCAAGCAUUGGUGGAGAAAACAGCUUGACAACACUGAUUCCUACAGGCCGUUUGCAGAUGAUGUCACAUCACAACAAAGAAGACUAGAUGGGGGACAGAAAGUGAUUCCUGCAUAGAUGUGCUUUUUUAAAUGCCAAAGUUUUGUGCUGUUUACAGCUGUGCCAACUGCUAAGAUUAAAUGAAGAAUAGAUAGAUGCUUGUUAAAAAUACUAAGCUAGCUAGUUUUGAGUCCAAAAAGUGGUUGCACAUUCAGGCAAAUAGUUUUAUGUUCAUGGAGGAAAUGCUGCAGACAUGGAAUUACCUCCAUCUUAAAGGCCACAUAUUAUGCAAAAUAGACUUUUUCAGGCUUUUCUAGCAAAAAUAUGUGCCCCUGGCCUGUCCACAAUCCCCCCCAAGAAUCAGAAAAAAGCCGUUCUGAGAUUUUCCCCUCAUGAUGU
Molecule: messenger RNA, 3645 nt
Organism: Cheilinus undulatus (humphead wrasse)
Lineage: Eukaryota; Metazoa; Chordata; Actinopteri; Labriformes; Labridae
Gene: znf438
Product: zinc finger protein 438
Exons: 4
Coding region: 225-2567 (780 amino acids)
Cellular component (GO): nucleus
Source: RefSeq, a predicted model, not a curated record